Molecule: messenger RNA, 1245 nt
Organism: Drosophila bipectinata
Lineage: Eukaryota; Metazoa; Arthropoda; Insecta; Diptera; Drosophilidae
Gene: slmo
Product: PRELI domain containing slowmo
Biological process (GO): phospholipid transport
Cellular component (GO): mitochondrial intermembrane space
Molecular function (GO): phosphatidic acid transfer activity
Source: RefSeq, a predicted model, not a curated record
AUCGUCUGUCAGUGUGCACACACCAGCGUGGUUAGGCCCGUCGAUAACUUGCGUUAUCGCGUUCAGGCCAUCACUAGAACCACCAGGAACAACACACGAGUAAAGGUUUACCUCGACUCGGUUGUGACUCAGGACAGACCCCCGACCGAACAGUGACGAAAACAGCGCUUGCAUAAUGAAAAUCUGGACGUCGGAGCACAUAUUCAACCACCCGUGGGAAACGGUCACGCAGGCUGCGUGGCGCAAGUACCCCAAUCCGAUGACACCCUCCAUCAUUGGCACGGACGUGGUCGAACGGCGGGUGGAGAACGGCGUGCUGCAUACGCACCGCCUAGUGCAGUCCAAGUGGUACUUCCCCAAGUGGACUCACGCGCUAAUCGGAACAGCCAAAACCUGCUUUGCCAGUGAGCGGUCCAUCGUGGACCCUGAACGCAAGCAAAUGGUUCUAAAGACGAACAAUCUCACAUUUUGCCGCAACAUCAGCGUGGACGAAGUUCUCUAUUACGAACCCCAUCCAGCGGACGCCACCAAGACGCUGCUGAAGCAGGAAGCUACUGUGACCGUGUACGGCGUUCCGCUGUCACACUAUAUGGAGGAUUUGCUCACCUCCACCAUCAGUUCAAAUGCGGGCAAGGGCCGGCAGGGCCUUGAAUGGGUCAUUGGCCUGAUCAACACAGAAGUCCAGGGCAUAGCCCGGGGGACGGAUGAACUCUUACACAGUACACGGCGCUCGAUUGACGAGGUCACCGAGAGCGCCCGCAAGAGCAUGGAUGAGAUUAGCACGCAGGCUGCAAAGGCGGCGAAAGCAAUGCACAUAACGUAGGCGGGCUACGGAGCGGCAAGGUGUAGGUGCGGGCCGCGCAAGGCUGUUAAAUAGUGAAUUAUUAUUAGAUGGCGCUAGGACCGCCGUUGUAGUACAAGUAUGAUGAAUGGCAGAUCGACAACUAGCACACACAAGUGGCAGCAUCCAUUACCCUCCCUUAAAUCUUUGCAUAUAUUUUCUAUCAAGUCCCUUCCAUCUGUUUGGCCAUCAACCCUAACUGGAGUUAUCCUAUUUGGCCAAGAAGCUAGUCCAUUUUUCGGGGAACAGUUUCGGAAGGAACUCGCCUAAUAAUGCUGGGCGCUUAUUUAAUCAGUCAGAUCGAGAUGAAUAAUUACGCAAUACACAGAUAAUGUAACCGUAGAAUGCCGCGGCAAGCCAAGAUCGAAAAGAGCAACAAUAAAACGACAACUACAUAUGCCUAA